Messenger RNA from Prorocentrum cordatum, 1121 nucleotides. NCBI's taxonomy places the organism in Eukaryota, Dinophyceae, Prorocentrales, Prorocentraceae. The record is from the annotation of a GenBank genome assembly.
GCGCGACGCGCGUCAAGAGCGCUGCUUUCUGCUUGAGAUUGUGCUACGCUUGCGCGCGCAGUGGGAAGCGGCUCGGGCGGCUCCGGGGAGAGUGCCGGCAAAGGCGCGGCGUCGCCUUCAGCGCGCAGUUCUGUAGCGCACACGCAGCAGCCGCUGGCGCCCCCUUCGCGAGCAGCGCUGCGAGCCCACUGGCAGCGGGCGGCUCUGGCGCACCUUUCGCCGCGCCCCGCUUCGGCGCCAUAGACUCCGAGCGGCUCAGGCAGGCGAUUGCGUUCGGCGUCGACGGGAACACGCCGGCUCCGACAAUCGUGAAGGAUCUGGAGAAUAUGCUCAGGAACCUCCUAGGCAACGACCCGGAGGGAAUUGUGAAGACUACCGCGGACCCAACUAAAUUUGGUGUGAUUGAAUUCCCUAGUGCACGGGCUAAGGUGGAUUUUUGGAAGAAGGUGCGGGACGAGCUAUAUAAACAUGAAGAGGCAUUUGGAUACAUCUUGUUCCGCAGCAAUUUGACUAAGGAGGAGAGGGGGCGUGAGAAAUGGAUUGGAUAUGCGAAGUACCACUUAGGCAAACACCCCAACCACACAAUUACAGAGGUGAAAAUCUUAUGGCGGAAGGAGAUGGUCGUGAUCAGGGACGGGGUAGGGAAGGAACGUAAGAUAGCAUGGCACGAUGCAGACGGUGGAUGGCGCACGACGGUGACCGGGAAAUUGGCGGAAGCAGCAGUGGAAGAGUCAAUGCGGAAGUGGAGGCUUGAAGUAAAUCCCGAACCAGCCGAGGAAAGCGAGUGGCGCCAUUCCGGCGACGCGGACGGACAGCGCCAGGGAGUGCAGAGACAGAUCGAUUUUGUGCUCACCAACCGGCGGGUUUGGAGCACGAUGUGCGACUGUGAGACAACACUUGCCAUUGACAUGGGCUCUGACCACCGUGCAGUACGAAUGGCAAUGAAGAUGCCCGCGAACACCGCGGACACGAACCAGCUGGUCAAGCGGAACAAGAAGUCCAACCGAGAAGUACCGAAAUGGCCGCCAUGCGACCUGUUGCUCUACCGGGAGCGUCUCACGGACAAACUGGAUGGUAUGCUUUUGGAUUUACAAAUGCAGUUGAACAUUGAAGAGGUCGAA